CGCGUAAACGGGAGCUGGUAGACGCUCGCGGACCACCGGCCAGUCAGCUGUCAGGCUCAGUUCGGCUGCAGACCGGCGCCCUGCCCGCCCAGCGCUGCUCCACCGGCACCGGCACCGACCGCCGUUAACCCGGCUCAUAAAGCGGCGCACACCUGGGCUCAGCGGCACCUGACUGGUUUUUACUGCGGAGUUUAUCACCGUGGAGGAAAAAUAAAAAAAGAAAGAAAGAAGGAAAAAAAAAAGAGUAAAGUUUCUUUUUAUUGUCGCGGUGUUAAAUAAAAGCGCCGGAGCUUCAGAUUCAGUCUCCGAGGAGAGGACGGACCAGCGAGCUGCCCGAACCUCCUCAGAACCUCCUCAGAACCUCUUCAGAACCUCCUCAGCAUCUGUGUCUCUCAUCUGACCUGCUCCAGUGAGAUUCACCUGUGAGAGGGAGGCAUGAAGGCGUCAGGCUCCCUGUGGAUCCUCUGGGUUCUGCUGGUGCCCAGGGCGGCAGCAGACGCUGAGUCAGUUUCAGAGCCGUCAGUCAGGCCUGGACAGAAGGUGACGGAGGGACAGGCGGAGAGCAGGGGUCAGUACAAAUGUGUUGACUGGUCCAACAAAGACCACCAGGAGAACAGAACCGGUACGUUCUGUGGACGUGUGUGGGACGGCUGGCUGUGCUGGGACGAGACACCAGCCGGGACGUCUGUAACACAGAACUGUCCGGACCAGCCUGACCUGGGCCCGCCGGAAAAAGUGACCAAAUAUUGUGACGAAUUGGGCCACUGGGUCCAGACUGGCUCCACUUGUCAACGGGCUUUGAAGAACAAAUCAGAGAAGGAAAUCCUCCUGUUUUUACGGGACGCUGCAGCAGAGCUCACAGCAGAGCCUGCAGAGAGAGGAGGCGCGAUGGAAAUCAUCCUGGAGAAUGAAAAGAAGUGCUCAGAGAAGAUGAAGCAAGAUCCUCCUCACAAUAAAUCAGGUCUGUUCUGCAGUCGUAGCUGGGACGGCUGGCUGUGUUGGGACGACACUCCAGCAGGAAGCUACGCCUCCCAGAACUGCCCUGAUUACUUCACUGACUUUGACCCCUCAGAAAAGGCGACUAAGUACUGUGGAGAAGAUGGUCGCUGGUUUCACCAUCCAGAGGCCGACAGGAUUUGGACCAACUACACACUCUGUGCCAGCGGCCAUGAGAAGAGGCUGAGGAAAAUGAAAAUGCUGGAGAAUGAAUACAAGUGCCUCCUGAAAAUAAAUCGAGAUCCACCUUUUAACAAAUCAGGUCUGUUCUGCAGUCGUAGCUGGGACGGCUGGCUGUGUUGGGACGACACUCCAGCAGGAAGCUACGCCUCCCAGAACUGCCCUGAUUACUUUUCCAACUUCGACCCGACAGAAAAGGCGACUAAGUACUGUGGAGACGAUGGCCAGUGGUUUCGCCACCCGGAGAGCAGCAGGACUUGGACCAAUUACACACUGUGUGCUGUCAGCAAGGAGAAGUGGAAGGCAGCCGCCCAGUUCUCAGGGGACACUGAGGUGGACGAGGCCACAGUCGGUCCGGUGAUCAACCCCGAGGAGCAGGAGAUCGGGAACAAGAAGAUCCUCGACAACCAGUACAAAUGCUUUGAGAAGAUGAAUCGAGAUGCCCCGUACAACAAAUCAGGGCUGCACUGCAGUCGGAACUGGGACGGCUGGCUGUGCUGGGAGGACACUCCGGCCGGGACGUACACCUCUCAGAACUGCCCAAAUUAUUUCCCUGACUUCGACCCCACAGAAAAGGCAACUAAGUACUGUGGGGAGGACGGGCAGUGGUUCCGCCACCCAGACACCAACAGGACUUGGUCCAACUACACACUCUGCAAUGAAAACACGAAUGCAAAGCUGAAGUCAGCGUACAUCCUCUUCUACAUGGCCAUAGUGGGUCAUGCUUUAUCCAUCGCCUCCCUGCUCAUCUCUCUGGCCAUCUUCUUCUACUUCAGGAGUCUGAGCUGCCAGAGGAUCACCCUGCACAAGAACCUCUUCUGCUCCUACGUGCUCAAUUCAGCCCUCACCAUCAUCUACCUCGUCGGAGUGGUCAAUAAUCCUGAAGUGGUGAGCAGAAACCCGGUCGGCUGUAAGGUGCUGCACUUCUUCCACAUGUACAUGCUGGGCUGCAAUUACUUCUGGAUGCUGUGUGAAGGCAUCUACCUGCACACGCUCAUCGUGGUGGCCGUGUUUGCAGAGGAGCAGCACCUGCACUGGUACUACCUCCUGGGCUGGGGCUUUCCUCUGGUGCCUGCAUCCAUCCACGCCGUGGCAAGGAAAAAGUAUUUUGACGACAACUGUUGGAUGAGUGUGGAAACCCAUCUGCUCUACGCGGUCCAUGGUCCUAUAGUGGCAGCGCUCCUCGUGAACCUCUUCUUCUUACUGAAUAUUAUACGAGUGCUGGUGACCAAGCUGAGAGACACACACCGUGCAGAGUCCAACAUGUACAUGAAGGCGGUGAGAGCCACCCUCAUCCUGGUGCCCCUGCUCGGAAUCCAGUUCGUCAUCUUCCCCUGGAGGCCGGAGAACCGGCUGGCCGGGGAGGUCUACGAGUACAUCAUGCACAUACUCAUGCACUACCAGGGAUUACUGGUGGCAACAAUAUUCUGCUUCUUCAACGGAGAGGUGCAGGCGGCUCUGAAGAGACAGUGGAUGCAGUAUAAAACCCAGUGGGGUCAGAGAAGGAAGGACCACUGCUCCAUGCGCUCCACGUCCUACACAGCCACCUCCAUCACCGAGGUGCCCGCCUUCAUGUACCACCACGACUGUAACAGCGAACACUUGAACGGGCGCCACACGGAGGACUCUGAACUGGUGGCACUAAAGUCAGGAGAGGCGUACGCAUGAGGAGGAAGAGUGGAGCGCUGGAAACAGAUGAAGAGGAGCAACACUGCAGCAGAGAUGUACAGCAAGAACUACUCAGUGAUCAAAUCUCAGAGGCUGGUGUGUUCAGCCCAGAACGACAAUACGGGUCUGGAAACAGAGAGCUUGGACUAGCUUCAAGAUGCUGACAUUUUACUUUACAUUGCUGUUGCGACUGCUUUUCAAAAAAAAAACAAAACGCUGAUGUCAAGAACUUGUGGCACGAGACGAGAGCUGCUUUUUUUGGCGUGUGUCACUUCCUACAGCUGCUAAACCACGACUACGAGGCUUCUGAGAGAAAAGACUGACUGUGAUGACAGCUGAUUUUUCUUGUGAGGAGGCGAUGCUGCUGAAUGUGAUGAUGAUGAUGAUGAUGAUGAUGAUGAUGAUGAUGAUGAUGAUGAUGAUGAUGAUGAUGAUGAUCUACACGAGGUCGAGGUGUUGUUGAUGAGGAUUUUUAAGGUGAAGUGGAAGAACCAAUCCUUCCUAACCUCACCUAUACCAAAGGGUACUGUAUGUUGGUCACAGCUAUGAAGGGGUGUCCACACACACACACACACACACACACACACACACACACACACACACACACACACACACACACACACACACACACCUGAUCUUAUGUGCCAUGAUGGGUCAGAUUUCACGAGGCCCUCUGUGUUUGAAGCUCUGGAAUUGUGUACAUAAUAUAUGUUCACCAUUUUCCAUUUUCAAGAAAGUGUUUCAAAGGAUUUUAUUUAGUUUUUUCUAUUAAUAUUUUAUUCUUGCCGAUUCCUGAGUACGUGUCAAGUGUGUGUCCUGUGAUGCUGCACUCCUGACGGCUUUGUAUUUCUGCAGUUGCUGUAUUUGUGCUGAGGCGGAACAUCACAGGACGAGAAGCAAAAACAAGAAGCUCAAUGCACAAAAGAAUAUAUAAAUAAAAAAAUAACUUUAUUUUGAGGUUGAACAGCCUGUGUGUGUGUGUGUGUGUGUGUGUGUGUGUGUGUGUGUGUGUGUGUGUGUGUGUGUGUGUGUGUGUGUAUGUGUAUGUGUGUAUCACUGUCUAGUUUAAUUCUUGAUCAUCCUUCAUCACGAUGCCUUUAAUCCAUAACUUUGUCCUCUGUGUGUAUUUAUUCCUGAGUUUUGUAGCAUUUUGUAUGACUGAGCAUCAGGCUGGCCGACGAUGAGGCGAUGAGAGAGUCACUUCCACACCAGUCUCUGUCUUAAAGGCAUGUUGACGUCACAGACAGCAGAGGAACUCAUGCUGCUGCUGUCAUGUUACUGAUGCUUCAUCAAAGCUCUGCCAUUAAGUAUUUAUUCAUUAUUUUUUUAAGUCAGAGAGUUGAUGACAUUUAGGUUUGAAUCCAAACAGAAGACCACGCUGAGUUUGUUUGUGUGCUUUUGUUUAAACAUCGUAUAUGGAAGUUACUCAGAAGCCCAACGCUCCUCUAAAGUGCGUCUCUGAUAACAGCCGUCUCAUUCAGCCAGAGAAUGAAACACAACAUAUUAUCCAGUAAAGCUUCCAGGAGCUCAGACUGCUGCCAUCUGUCUGUUCAGGAGCCAGUCGUUCAGAGAACUGAGGGGACCCGGAGGAGCACCUGUACAGAAAAGUCUGGAGAUAUUCUGUAUCCUUAAAUCUCAUAAAAAACAGAACCAACAGUGCAUUAGUCCAUCGCUGUGCACCGGCUCACACAGCGUCAGGCACCAGUCGUUAAAAACCAUUGUAGCUUCACUUUUAAACAUGUCGAGUCGUUUUCUGAAGAAACAAAGAAGCUGAAUGAAAUGUUACUCAAACAGGAAUAAACACUGUUUGUCUGGGACUAUUUUCAUCUGCGCAUUGAUACACGUUGCAUGCUUUAGUGAGUGGCAGCAGGAUGAGGUCAUCACAUGUCGGCAGGUGUGACAGUGUGACUCCUUCACACUGUCACACCUGCGAACAUCUGGUCUCAGCCUCUGAAGUGAACGGCUGCGUCAGCUGUUUAUCAGCAACAUGUCUGAUAUAAUGGAGACUUUCUAACACAGGCGUUAGUGUUAGCAGUGAUGAGGUUCAUGAUCUGCUGUUUGUUUCCUGGCAAGUUCAUGAUGAGAAUAACAAAACAUUCAGAGAGGCAAAGUCAUCUCCUGGCAAUGAGGAAAAGUAUUGAUUGUGGAUUUGAAAAAAAAAAAGAAAAAAAAGAAAAAACCACCAGACACUCUGAUGUAAAAAGAGUUGAAUAGAGCCGCGGGGCACGGAGGAACAACAUUUAUCAUACUGACGCAACAUUCGUUAGGACUAUUAAUUCAUUGUUGGUUCAUGUUAUGUAGAAUAUCUCCAGACUAUAAUCAUAUGUUGUGUCUACGUGUGUGUUGUCACUGGUUGGAUGUUCAUGUCAGUGUGAUGAUUUUGUCAUGGUCAGCUGGAGUGAGUGGACCAGAGGGUUGUAAUGACUCGAUGCUCACAUGGACCUGCAGAGUGAACAGAGAACCAGAUCUGCACAUUAGGUCUGAAGCUUAGACGCUGAUCUUUAUAGGGCCAUGAAAAGAGUCUCCAUUGUAGUGACUUUGGUGGCUUAUGAAUUACUAUGAAUAUAUAGUGAAGCAUAAAUAACUCAUGUGAUUGCAGACACAUUGAGAGGAAGUGCUUUCUGCCACAGCAACAGAACCAGGAGAGCUGGACGCUACAGAUAAUGUUUGUAAUGGCGUUUUGUCUGGAAAGAAAUGUGAACGCUCUCCACUGCGAGCUAAUAACAGUAAAUUGGUCCAAUUACAAAAUCGAGUCUUGUCAGGGAAGCGAUCCGAGUCAGAACGCAGCUCUGUGGCCACGAUUAGCUGCGUAAGUGAGAAAGCCGAGCCGGUGAAUGAAGCGAGCGUUGGGACCGGCUGCAGAGCUGCUUCUCACUGACUUACUGCUGCUGGCAGGUUUACUGAAGGAACAGAACGUGACAAUCAAUACAGGCGAUUACAUCAUCAUCAUCCCAGAAGCUUUUAUGCUACACAUGUUCUUGAUUUUGAAUGUUUAUUUGAGUGUGUGUUCAGCUUCCUCUCUACAGUGGUGUGUGCUGGAUGUGACGCACGCUGCAGGACGUGUUAUUAACCGUUCUGGUUUGAGGAAGACAGAUUCUGUAUAUCUUGUACGUUCAUGUAAAUAUGAGCUGACACUGUGUAUAUUAUAGAUUUUUGCACUGUGAAAUACUCUGACAGCUAUUUUUGUUACCGUCCUGUCGUUCAUUUCUGCUUGUGUUCGUCUCUUCUCUCCUCCUCAGCUCAGACUGGAAUCAUCUCAAAGCUGUUUAAAGAAAAGAAAAAAAACCCUGCAUUUUGUAAAAGCCAAAAUUGAUUAGUGUUUUUUUUUUUUUUUUAAAGAAAAAAUCUUUUAGCACAAGA
Molecule: messenger RNA, 6204 nt
Organism: Acanthopagrus latus (yellowfin seabream)
Lineage: Eukaryota; Metazoa; Chordata; Actinopteri; Spariformes; Sparidae
Gene: calcr
Product: calcitonin receptor
Exons: 22
Coding region: 436-2844 (802 amino acids)
Biological process (GO): cell surface receptor signaling pathway; adenylate cyclase-activating G protein-coupled receptor signaling pathway; positive regulation of cytosolic calcium ion concentration
Cellular component (GO): axon; plasma membrane
Molecular function (GO): calcitonin receptor activity; amylin receptor activity
Source: RefSeq, a predicted model, not a curated record